Microcebus murinus (gray mouse lemur) is the source of this 1704-nucleotide messenger RNA. RefSeq names its product dermatopontin (gene DPT). Lineage: Eukaryota; Metazoa; Chordata; Mammalia; Primates; Cheirogaleidae. The record is from RefSeq and is a predicted model, not a curated record. Gene Ontology annotation, cellular component: extracellular matrix. Gene Ontology annotation, biological process: collagen fibril organization.
UGGAAGCCACAUGUCAGAGGCAGCUGUAUAAAACAGCCCAGCAAACCUAGGGUGACACUUUCUGCCAAAAGCCCAGGCAGCAUGGACCUCACUCUUCUGUGGGUGCUUCUGCCCCUGGUCUCCGUGGCCUGGGGCCAGUAUGGCGACUACGGGUACCCGUACCAGCAGUACCAUGACUACAGCGAUGAUGGGUGGGUGAAUCUGAACCGGCAGGGCUUCAGCUACCAGUGUCCCCAUGGGCAGGUGGUGGUGGCCGUGAGGAGCAUCUUCAACAAGAAGGAAGGUUCCGACAGACAAUGGAACUACGCCUGCAUGCCCACGCCCCAGAGCCUCGGGGAACCCACGGAGUGCUGGUGGGAGGAGAUCAACCGGGCUGGCAUGGAAUGGUACCAGACGUGCUCCAACAACGGGCUGGUGGCGGGGUUCCAGAGCCGCUACUUCGAGUCCGUGCUGGAUCGGGAGUGGCAAUUUUACUGCUGUCGCUACAGCAAGAGGUGCCCGUAUUCCUGCUGGCUGACAACAGAAUAUCCAGGCCACUAUGGUGAGGAAAUGGACAUGGUUUCCUACAACUAUGAUUACUAUAUGCGAGGAGCAACAACCACUUUCUCUGCAGUGGAAAGGGAUCGCCAGUGGAAGUUCAUAAUGUGCCGCAUGACUGACUACGACUGCGAAUUCGCAAACGUCUAGAUUCCGGGCGGAGGGAAAGGAGCCCGGGGAGCCGAGCGCGCCCACGCGCGUCCGCGUCAGCCGGCACCCGCGCGGCCGUCUCCGCCGCGCUCUUUCCUUCUCCCCGAGCUGGAAGCUGCAGCGCCAGCUUCCUGGGCCUUUCUGACUCCUAUCACACUUAUAAUAAAACCCACAAGUAAACAGCGUUUCUCACUUUCCACACGUUCCAUAGCAACCGUUUUAUAUGACCGACGAUGGCGGCCAUCGCACGCCAGGGGCACAGCGCGCAUGCGCACAGCCCGGCUCGGGAGCGCCGCCUCCGCCCGGCGGCGGCUUGCACUGCACCGCGGCCUCGCGCUCCGCGUGGAGGAGGGCCGGGUGGAGGGGAGGGGCCCUGGAGGCUCCCUACAGCUAGGUCUGGUGCCACACAGGGUCCUCACCCAGGGCAGGCCUCCUGCCCAGGGGGGACGCGCUUCCACUCUCCCGCUCCAGGGGAGCCCUUAGAAGUCCAAGUGCAGAGCUCCCACUCCAGGAGUGAGGGGACUGGGAGGUGAAAGUGGGGAGGCGUGCUGGAAGGAUUUCCUGAAGUAGAAGACGAAUGUCAGCGUACCCAGAAAUGACAAUGAGGGCAGGGGCCAGGAGAACCCGUGAGAGUCAGUCUCAAGCAAGACAAAAAGCAAGGAGGGAGAGAAAGGCCAGAGAAUGGGACUCAGAUUGGGAACUCGGGGCCAUGGUAGUGGCCAGGUUGCUUUGGGAAAUGGGAAAAAGUGGUUUGAGUCACUGGCACCUAGAGGCAGGCUCAGGAUUUCCUCAGGCUGGCAUGAGCCCCUGGGCCAGGGGGAGCUACUGGCAAACUCCUCAGUCUUGGUCCUGACUUUCUGGGUGGGAAAGGCUGCCCUGGGGACCACUUCCCUUCUGCGUGCAGCUCAGAGGUGUCUUCUGCAGAAGUGCCACUAUCUUUCCUCCUCUGGUGAUGUCUCUGUCCCCAGCCCUUUGUACUCUUCAUCAAUAAAGGAAUAAAAAUAUUAACAUGCACUA